Drosophila eugracilis is the source of this 366-nucleotide messenger RNA. RefSeq lists its product as uncharacterized. NCBI's taxonomy places the organism in Eukaryota, Metazoa, Arthropoda, Insecta, Diptera, Drosophilidae. The transcript is spliced from 2 exons. The record is from RefSeq and is a predicted model, not a curated record.
AUGAAGUUGUUUAUCGUGAUUUUGUGUCUGUUUUUUGUGUCAGUUCAGAUUAAGGCACAGACCAGGCAGGGUUGCCCUGAUGUUUGUCCUGCCGUUUACCAACCGGUCUGCGGCGAAACUUUAAUAAACGGAAAAUUAGUGCGAUGUGAAUUUGGCAACAGUUGUAGAAUGGGUAUCAGCUCUUGUCGUCAUAGAAUAAGUUGGUGCGACACGCCCUUGGAAAAAUGUGUAGAAACUUCUCCCAUAUGCACUCAAUUUCGCUGAACUAAAAAUAUAAUUUCGCAAGUACACAAGUUUAAUUUACUCACUCAGUUAUGACGUUAAUUUACUUACCAAAUAGACGCCUUGCGGAAAAUAAAAUAUGUU